Medioppia subpectinata is the source of this 864-nucleotide messenger RNA. Lineage: Eukaryota; Metazoa; Arthropoda; Arachnida; Sarcoptiformes; Oppiidae. The record is from the annotation of a GenBank genome assembly.
AUGAUGAGUUGUUUCAAUUCAAUGAAUAUCAGAACAGCUGUCGGAGGGCUUCAUGAAUACUACUCCAGUAAACGAUAUCAUCCAUUGGUUGACAUUAUAUGUGCGCCCAUUCUUCUGGUCAUUGCGUUAUCAAUCGCAUCGAUCGGUCCGAUUGCCACUACUAUCACACUAUUGUUUUUCCUCUCGUGGAGCGUCUCCUCACUAGUUAUCCUAAUAUGUGUGUUUGAACUGGAAGUGGUUCCCUAUCUUGAGAUACUAUUCAGCGAAAACUUUGUCCUCAUAUCGUUGACCACUUUGUCAGUGUCACAGAACUAUGACAACGAUGUCAUUUACAAUCAUUGGAUCCGCUCUGCGGUCAGUCAUCGGUUUUACAUGGUUUACGUAUUGAGUCAAGUAUUGGUCUUAAUAGCACUGGUCUAUGGAUCUCAGUUAACAUUAACUACAAUAUGUCACUCACGGCUUCUCUACCGAACGAUUCUCAUUCCCGAUGACUGUUCCGAUGUCUACUUCGAUGUCGAGUAUUAUAAAAGUGUGUUUUAUUUCGGCUAUAUAUGCGCUGUUAAUAGCGUGGUUCCCUAUCUUGAGAUACUAUUCAGCGAAAACUUUGUCCUCAUAUCGUUGACCACUUUGUCAGUGUCACAGAAUUAUGACAACGAUGUCAUUUACAAUCAUUGGAUCCGCUCUGCGGUCAGUCAUCGGUUUUACAUGGUUUACGUAUUGAGCCAAGUAUUGGUCUUAAUAGCACUGGUCUAUGGAUCUCAGUUAACAUUAACUACAAUAUGUCACUCACGACUUCUCUACCGAACGAUUCUCAUUCCCGAUGACUGUUCCGAUGUCUACUUCGAUGUCGAUAUAAAAAUUUAA